AUGGCAACGUCUGUCUCUAUUAUACAUCCUUCGCACCCAAUGCAUCAUUCUAAAUCCUUUGAUGAUCAAGAUCAAUAUUAUGAUACAACUAAUGAUGAUGCGAUUUGUAUGGGAUAUUUAAAUGGAUUACCCCCUACGCAUAAAUCACAUUCCAAAGAUGGAAUGUAUCGGCCACAAAUUGAUCAUCAAAUGGCACCAGCACGUACUUCAUCAGCUACAACAAAACCAACUAUGUCGCCUUAUCUUCAAAAAUUACCUCAUUCAAACUUUAUUCAAACAAUACUUCCUCCAUCAGCAUCAUCAACAACGCAACAACAACGACGACAACGUCGUCGUCGAUCGACUUCCAUCGCUCGAACACGAGGAGAAUUACUUGACACUGCUUAUCAACCAUCAAAUAUUGAUCAUCUAGAUUUAAGUUCAUUUUUGGGGAAUAAUAAUCGCUCUGCUAAUCGUCCAACAAGUGCUCCGACACGAACUAUGAUCGCAUCGACACAUAAAAAACGUACACGAAUAUCACAUCAUAAAUCAAGUUCAAAAAGUCAAACCUUUAUUAUUAAAAUAUAUCGUAAUGGAGAUCAUGAGAUAAAUUGUUUAUGUAAAGCAACUGCUUUGAAUGCGAUUUUACAAUAUGCAACUGAAAAACUUCAUAUGUCAUCAGCUGCACGUCGUUUAUUCGAUAUCAAUGGGCAGGAAAUUUAUCGUGAAGAAGAUAUACAGUCUAAUCAAGAAUAUUUCGCCUCUAGCGGAGAAAAUUUUAAAAAUCCUUAUAAAUCAAUUAAAAUGCAAACGGAAUAUGGUCUUAACUCAACAUGGACGAUGAAUGGUUUACAAACCGAUACAACAAAGCCAAAAUCAUUCACAACAACUGUUACUAUCUCAGAACGUUUACAAAGUCAAAUUAAAACAAGUAUAAAUUUAACAAUAUUUGAAAAUGGUUUUGGUCAUGAUACUGUUGGAUAUCAUUUAUUAAUUGAUGCAGCUUUAAAAGAUAAUCUUGAAAAGUUUCUUGAUUAUUGUACACAAAGAAUACAAUUAACAGGACAUGCAAAGAGAGCAUUUACUUUUCGUGGUGAUCCAAUAAGAUCAUUGAAACUUUUUUUGGAAUCGGAUGAUUGUAAAAUGCAAACUGCAAAUGGCGAAAUUAUCUAUGGGCCAGUUUGGCUUAGUAAAGGUGAAAAAUAUCGUCCAACAGGUGCUUAUAUAUUUCUUGAAACACGUUAUAAAGAAUGUCAAACUCAGUUAAAAAUAUUACAAAAAGAAUAUAAUGAAGUUAUGAUUGUUAUUAAAAAACGUAAACGACGAACAAUGAUUGAUAAUGAAACAGAUGAUGAUGCACAUGUAUCGACAAAUGAAGGUACAGAUAAAGAAGAUGAUAAAGUCAUCGAUGUAUCAACAAUACAAAAUAAAGGUCUUUUAUCAAUGAAAAAGAAAGAAUUAAAAGAAGCAAGAAAAACAUUAGAAAUUAAAAUACAAGAACUAAAGGAUUUAAUGGCAUUAUAUCGAUCAAAAAUGGAUGAAAUUGAAGAUGCUAUGAAAGAUGAAGAUUCUUCAAUAGCUCAACAUAUUAAAAAAAUUGAUUUUGACGAUAGAAUUGUUGGAAGACAUCCACUUUGUUUAAUAAUUCAUGAAAAUGGGUCGUAUCAUAGUACAGAUCCAGAAAUUUAUUUAAAUCUUCGUAGUUUACCAUCGAAAAAAGUACCACAAACAUCCAUUGAAUAUCUUCUUGAUUAUUUACAAACAUCGCUUGAAAAAUAUGCUCGACAACGUCCUAAACGUGUAUUUGAUAUAAAUGGAAUUGAAAUAAAACUUCUCGGACAAAUUCGAUCGAAACAACAUUUAUUUAUUUCAUAUGGAGAAGAUUAUCGUCCAGCAUUUGAACCAUGUUUAGCGAUUGAAUUACAUGGUGCAGAGGUUUAUGAAAAGGAUGAUGGGUUAUCAGUAAUAAAAGCACCUCGAACAGAAGAUCAGCUUUUGACUGAAAAUGAGAAAAAAUCAAUUAGACAAGUAGCUGCUAGUUGGAAGGUGGCCGAGAAAAUUCCAGACGAUGUUCAUAAAAUAAAGUAUGCCGAUCUAUCGGAUGAACAAGUAAAACAAGCAGUGGAUCUAAAAAUAAUAAAUGAUCGUAUUUAUGAGAAUGUUACAUUUAUAACCAAAAAUCAUAGAUUAAUCUAUCCUGAAUUACGAAUCAGUCAAAGAAUAAUAUCAGAUACGAAUUCAAAACCAGCACAUCAUAAAGCACCACCAAAAAAAAUUUUUUCUGAUCUCGAUUUACAAACAUGGUGUUACACUAAAGAUGGUUAUAUAUAUAAUAAACAAUUAAGCUCUCUAGUAUUAACUGUUAUACCUGAACAAGAUAUUCAAAUAACAUGGAAACCUAGUAAAUUAUCAAAACAACGUAAUGAACAAAAUCUUAAUGGUUAUGGAGUUCAAUUACGAGAUAAAGCAACUGAACCAUCUCAUAAUCAAAUAUGGAUAUUUACUACUGAUGGUUAUAUUAUUUCGAAAGCUUAUCCAGAUUUUGCAUUGACAAGUGCAGCAAAUAUAAUACCAGGAGAAGAUGAAAAUUUUAUUGCAAAUGGAAUACCAAUGAAAGAUAAUCCAUUUAUAUCAUUUGUAGCUCUUUGUCCGAAAUGUCCAGCAAAUUCACCAUUUAUUCAUCGACAACGUUGGGGUAUUCGUCAAAUAUCAGGUUUUACAAUUGGUGAUUGGAAAUAUUCAAAAGUUGAAAAUCCUGUAUGGCAUAAAAUGGCUUUAACAUGGCCAGUUGAUUCAAGAGGUGCAAUGAUACCUGAUUUACAAUGGCCUAUCGAAGGUUGUUUUAUUCCAGGUGUACCACCUAUUAAAUCACUUAAAUCAUCUCAAGCACCAGACGGCUUUGUUCCCAUUCGAUUACAAGUAUUGAGAAAUGGAGAACGUGAUAUGAGUAAAGCUGUAUUCGUUGUUGGUCCUGAUAUUUCAAAUUUCAUACUUGAAACAAAAGGUUCGGCUAGUAUAUUUCGACGUUUACGUCUUCCUGAACCUGAAAAAGAUCAACGUGUUAAUCGACAAUUAAAACGUAUGGCUGAUGCUCGACAACGUGAAAUAAAAAUCUUUUUAGAAAAUUGUACAAAUCUUUGUAAUCUUCCAUUUGCUGGUCGUCGUUUAUUUGAUGAACAUGGAACAGAAUUAUUUGAUUUAUCAUUAAUUGAACGUGAUUCAAUUGUUUAUGUUACAUGUGGUGAAUCAUGGAUUGAUCCUGAAUUAACAAAAGCGGAACAACAACGACGAUUAUUAUUAGCUUAUUUAAAUAAUGAUGUUCGAAUGAUUUAUUUCUACUGUGCUUUAAGAAAUCCAAUUGAAUAUGCUGUAUCGACUGAAAAUGGUCUCAGUGAAAAUUCUCAAUUAAUUCUAAGUCGAUGCGCUUUAAAUGCUAAACAACGUGCUCGUGUUAAACAAGGUGAAUCAAUUGCACAUGUUAUUGAAAAUGAAGGACCAAUUGAAGAAACACCAACUGACAUAGAACCAAGAACCGCACAUGAACGAGCACAUAAAAAUAUGGAUAGAAAAUCCAAAGAGGAAUUUCAUUAUCCAUGGGAAAAAUCAGGAAAUUCUGAUAAAAAAUCCAAGGACGCAUUUCCUUGGCCGUGGGAAAAGAUUGCUAAUAAGAGCUUAAAUUUGGAUACAGAUGAUGAUGAUGUUAUUAUGCCAAGUAUAAAUGUACCACCACCAGAUAAUUCAAUGACACGAUCAACAGAAACAUUAAAUUUAUCAAAACAACCUCGAAAAUUACCAAGAUCAGUUGCAAUAUCAAUGCAAAAAUUUCGUUGGGAACCAACAGGUGGUUAUAUAUCAUGUAUGGAUGAUUCAAAUUUAGUUUUUGGUGUUAAAGAAAUUGAAAGUAAAGUUGUCGAUGUUAUAUUAAAACGUCGAAAUGCAGAUGAUAUAUUUCAACGAUGGGUUUUUAUUUCAUUGAAUGAUGAAGAUCAAAAUGAAAUUGAUGUAGAUUUUACAAAACCAUUUUUAAUUGUUUCCAAAGCUCGACCAACAAUGGCUUUAACAGUAUUACUUCCAUCAUGUACAGGAAAUGAAUCAAGUGAUGUUAAUAUUUCUUGUAUUGGUUGUCCGAUAACAUUACAACCAAGACGAUACGAAGAAAAUGGUUGUGCUAAUCAAAAAUGGGCAUAUGAUGAAACACUUGGAUUUCUUCUUCCAUUCAAUGCAACAUUAACGGAUAAAGAAAUUACAGCAGCUAAUCGAGCAAAUAUUUGUUCGUAUACAGUUAAUUAUGAAGCACUAUCACAACCAGGAUUUAUUGUAUCAAUUUUAAAUAAUAAUGAUCAAUCAGAAGAUGUACCUGUUUGUCUUGCUUGUGCACAAGCAAUGCGUGGAAAAUAUCGUUUAGUUAAAAUCGAACCCGAUAAGAAAUUUACUUGUGUUAUUGGAAAAAGACUUGAUCUGAAAUUUCAUGGUCCAUUUCAUUGUCUUAAUCAUAAAGUUGAUUUAACACGAGAUGAAGCUGAAAAUACACUUUUUCAACGACAAGAACAACUUGAACAAUUACGACAAGAAGCAAGUGUUCGAAAUAUUGCUAAAGAAUUAGCUGCAGCAAAACCAAUACAAAUCGUUCAUUUACUUGCUUAUCGUAAUGGUGAAGGUCAUACAAGACAAGGUAAACUUUUAAUUGGUUCAAGUAUUAUUGGUUUACUUGAUCAAGCUACUCAUCGAUUGGAUUUAACAAAUGCUGCUCGACGAUUUUAUGUUAUCGAUGGUAAUGUCAUGUUAAGUAUUGAAGAUCUUAUUCAAUGGGCAACAGAAUAUUAUAAAAAACGUUUUAAUCAAAUAUCAAAACCAACACAAACACAACUUCUUGAUAGAGUUGACUUAGACACACCUGUACCACCAAAAAUUCCUGAUUCACAACGACGAUCAAGUCUUGAUAAUCAAUCAGAAAAAACAACAUUGUCAAGUAAAUUACGUGAUCUAAGUCCAACAAAACAACAUUUUCAAGGUUUACCAAAAGCAUCAGAUUUAAAACGAGCAAUAAAACAAAAUUCUGUUACACGAGCUAUCGAUGUUGAUAUGAGUUAUUUAUUAAAAUUUCCUAUUGAAGUAUGGGUUUCAUCUGGUGAAGCAUUCGUCCGACCUUCUGAUGCAGAUCAAAAACAAAAUCAACGUUUUAUGCAACGCGAAGAACGAACACCUGUUGUACAUGAAUUAGAACGAGAAAAACAUGCUUUACGUCUUUUGAAAGGACGACGUAUAUCAGGUCAAUCAACAGGUGAGCUUGUUCCUCAACAAAAUCCAGAUGUACCUGUUAUUAAACAAGGACAUUGGACACAAAAAUCAGAUGUUGAACUUGAUAAACAAGAUGAUGUAGAAUUAUUAAGAAAUUCAUUAGGUGAAAUUCUGGUUUCACAACAACCUGAAAUAACACGACCGAUUUCAUCAGCUGCAACUGAUCGUUUAGCACAACAUUCAAAAAUUAAACGUACUUUAAUUUAUUUGAAUGGUGAACCAAAAGAAACAGCUGUUCAAUGUUUUGGUAGUAAUUUAAAUGAAUUAAUGGAAGCUGCUAAAAUGAAAUUGAAUUUAAUGCAACCAAUUCAAGCAUUAUUUGAUGAAAAUGGACAUAUUAUUGAACGAUUUGAUCAAUUAAACCGUGAUCAAUUAGUAUGUGUAUCAACAACAAAAACAUUUAUUUCAUUCUCUGAAAAACAACGUGAAGUUGAUGUUAAAGCUGAUUGGGCACGUACACGUAAUAAAUAUGGCGAUCAAGCAACAGAUAUUCGUGUUAGUUCAAACCUUUCAACAUUUCCUCAUGCAGCUGAUCCAUUUGGCCCACCAAUAUUAACAUCAGAUGAUCAAAAUCAAAUUCGUCCAACAACAACAAUAACAAAACCACCACCAGCACCAGCACCACUUUAUCGUAGAUUAGCUAUUGAACAACAACAACAGCCACCACCAAAAUCAGCUACACUUACUGAAAUAACACCAUCACCAACAGUUAUGAAGGAUUCAUUAAUGUUAAGUGAUGAUGAUGAUGAUGGACCUGAUAGUGAAAUUGAACGGAUUACAAAUGUGAACAAUGAUGAAAAUGAAAGUAGUCGAACAACAACAGCAGCAUCAAGAAAUGGAGCACAAGCUAAAAGUCCUUUUUCUCAAUUAUUUCCAGCUAAUUCACGUUCAUUAGCACCAACAAGACCUCCACCAUCGACACAGAAGUCAGAUAGUGAUGACGAUGAGUUUAUUAAAAUGCUCAAAAGAAAAUAG
Adineta steineri is the source of this 6252-nucleotide messenger RNA. NCBI's taxonomy places the organism in Eukaryota, Metazoa, Rotifera, Eurotatoria, Adinetida, Adinetidae. The record is from the annotation of a GenBank genome assembly.